UUCCGGUGACGUCAUGAGACUUGUUCCCAGGUCAAUAUCCAUUUUGAAAAUUAGAAAACCGGCUACGCGGCACUGAUUUGCAUAAUUUCAAAACUUCCCUUUACUAUCUACUAGUCUCUGGAGAUGGCUAAUGUUAGUGACAUGGAGAGAGUUUCACUGUUUGACAGAAAAAUUUUAGACGAUGUAGAUUUGAGUAAAGGAAAAUGUAAUCUGCUGGAUUUUGGGAUCUCACCAUCAAAUCCUGGAGAAAACUUAUGUAUGAGACCCCUUUGUAGUGAUGAUCAUGAAAAAGAUUUCAUUCAGCUAUUGUCACAGUUGACAAAAAUGGGAGAUAUAACAGAAGAAAAAUUCCUUAGGCGUUUUAAUGCCAUGAAGGCACACACAGGAACAUACUACAUCAUAGUCAUUGAAAAUAUCAAACUGGGGAAAAUUGUGGCUUGUGGUUCUCUUAUCGUUGAGCAAAAGUUUAUUCAUGAAACAGCAUUGAGGGGCCGCAUUGAAGAUAUUGUGGUUGAUGAUAGUUGCCGAGGACAAAAGAUUGGAAAAUUAAUUGUAGAAACUUUACUGCUUCUCAGUGAAAAAUUGGGUUGCUACAAGACAAGCCUUGAGUGUAAAGAUCCCUUGCUUCCCUUCUACACCCAGUUUGGUUUUGUUGCUGAACCAGAUCAGAAUCAUCUCAUUAAACGAUUUUUUCAUUAAUACCAAUAAUACAAUUAAUAGUAACAAGUCUUCAUAAUUCCCAUUGGUACAUAACCAUGCCUACACACCAAUUCCUAUUUAAUGGUGAUAAUGAUAAUUAUUGAUAUACAUCUGAGGUAUUUAUAGUAGAAUAUUUUUUAUGCAAGGUUAAAUUGCUAUUCAACUCAAGUAAGUAGCUAACAUUUUGAGAAGUUAAAUAUUCUUUUUUUAUGGCACUAUUGUAAGGCUGAUAUUUAUAACCACCUAACACAAGGUGAUUUCCAGGAUGCAAUUCACUGCUUAGCAGGGUAUCUGUAGUUUUCAUGUACUAUAAAUCAAAAUAGAUUUGUCUCAUGAUCUGAAGUCUGAGUCAAAUUUAAUAUGUGCAGUACACUCAUUUUACAUGAGAAGAUACACUUGGCAGCAUUCUUGAAAAUCUUUGGAGUUACUAGCUUGUUAGUCCUGUUAUAGACAACUACAAUGCUAUAAAUAGACAAGAGCACUCACUUUAAAGUUAUGUAAGGACAUUUUAAAUAUUUAUUAUUAUAAUCUACUUGCUUCAAUGUCAAAUUAAUUUUACAUUUGAACAUGCUGUGCAUAUUUUGUACAAUAAAAGAAAAGUGAUGGGAUACUGUUUUUUUUUUUUUUUUUACUUUGUACUGUUUU
This is a messenger RNA of Actinia tenebrosa (Australian red waratah sea anemone), 1344 nucleotides long. RefSeq names its product glucosamine 6-phosphate N-acetyltransferase. Gene Ontology annotation, molecular function: glucosamine 6-phosphate N-acetyltransferase activity. The record is from RefSeq and is a predicted model, not a curated record. Lineage: Eukaryota; Metazoa; Cnidaria; Anthozoa; Actiniaria; Actiniidae.